Cricetulus griseus (Chinese hamster) is the source of this 3840-nucleotide messenger RNA. NCBI's taxonomy places the organism in Eukaryota, Metazoa, Chordata, Mammalia, Rodentia, Cricetidae. The record is from RefSeq and is a predicted model, not a curated record.
UAAAUAAGUAAAACUAAACAACAAAGUAUUUUAAACCCCCGAAUUUUGACCUGGAGGCUUAUAACACUUUGAAAACCAGAGCGAUCAAUCCUGUCUCUGAUUCCCUAACCCUCUUUAACCACGUGUGCCCCAGAUGCCAGAGUGCCCGUGGGGAACAGCAGGGCUGAAGAUGGGUUUCCUGCUGCCUGUGGAGAACUGAGCAUUUCCUGUGCCCCGUGCCUCAUUAGCACACUGGUGAAGGUGCUUCCUGUCAGUGACUCUUUCCAUUCUGCCAGAGCAGUUUGCAUUUUCACUCUGCUCUGGGGGGGUGGAAGAAAGAGUUUCUCACAGAUCUGCUGGACCUCUGGGCAUUUUUUUUCCCCUGUGUACCUCACGUUUCCACCAACAGGCAGAAACCAGAGAGCCAGCCCAGCCACUUCACACUGGGAACAUCAACACCUGGAUGAGAGACAGCUGGCUUUCUCCAGUGGGCAUUGUGGUCACCCCCAGUGUACCAAACUCGAUGCUUUGGAACCUUGUACCAACUCAGCCUGGAAUUUCAGGUGAAGGUGGUUGUAUGCAAAAUACAUACCAAUUUGCCUUUUUUUCCUACGAAUCAGCAACUUAGAAAGAGUCAAGAAAAGGGCAACAAUACUGGCUAGUCAAUAUUGACACGGAGAAGACUUAAAUGCUGCAGAGCCCCUGAGAGGUUCCAGGGAUGUACACCACACCAGCCCCACCAGAUGUCACAAGAAGGAGGAACUCAGGGCCCAGCACUUCGCAGGGGACUCUUGGCAGCCUGGAAGGAAAGAAAGGCCAGAACAGCAGCAUCUUCCCUGGCUUUGUGGCACUCCCCACCAUCUUCCUGGUCAUCGUGGCUGCCUGUAUCUUGUGGAACUGGAACAAACGGAAGAAGCGGAGAGUUCCUUACUUCCAAGUAGCUCCAUCACUGACUCUGCCUCCACCCAGACAACGAGCCAAAAAUAUUUAUGACUUCUUGCCCCAGCAGCAGGCAGAACUUGGAAGACAUCAGUCCAAUGGGUUCAGUACUGAGAACCUCCUUUCCAGAGAUUCCGAUAGCCCCGAACAUGAGGCCACCCCAGCAGAUGGUCCCCUUCAGAUACACAGAGCUUCUGUUCAUGCUGUAGAGUACACAGUAGGCAUCUAUGACAAUGGCACAGUGCCCCAGAUGUGUGGGCACCUUGCCUCCUCCGACAUCAGUGUCAGAACCUCCAGAAACAACUCCAGCAUUUCUUCUGAGGAGUCAAAUGAUUAUGUCAAUAUCCCCACAGCAGAAGAGACCAGUGAGACUCUAACUUCUACCAAAAGCACUCCUGAAAAUCACUGCGGUCUUCCCAGUGCCCAGAAGCUGGAGCUUGCUGAAGGAGGGCGAGCAGGCUGUGGGGCUGCCACUAACCACACUGGUUUGUGGACUCCAGGAAGAGAGCGCGGUGCAUCACUCAGUGAUGGAGAAGAGUCAUCUCAGACUUCAAAUGACUAUGUCAAUAUGACAGGUUUGGAUCUUGACGACAUCCAAGAGAAUCAGCCCGGGGAAGCUUUUCAGGGCUGCAGAGAUUAUGAAAAUGUCCCAGCGGCAGCAGAUACCAAUGGAGGCCAGCUGCAGACUCGGGAAGAAGUGACGUCCUCCCAUACAGACCAUGGGGAGCCUGUCUGGGGGGCCCUGUCUUCCGUGUAUUAUAUGGCAUUUCAGCCAUCUCCACAGAGUGAGGACAGCGAGGUAGCACAUGAAGAGGAGCAGUCAGAUGAAGACUCUAAUGACUAUGAGAAUGUGCUAGUCACUGACUUAGGAGGGGACUGCCAACAGGGGCCUGGUGCUUGGUGUCCUUCUGAUGGCGGAGCACCAAGUUACCUAGCUGGAAAGCUUUGUGAGGUGGCCUGUCCUGCUGGGUCUUUAAGCACUGAAUUCUCUAGUGAAGAUGCCUAAGUGCCCCAGCAUCCUCUUCUGCUCAUUUGGUUAGGCUAAGGAGGCCAAGAGGAACAGGGCACUAGCAGGCUGCACAAAAGCAAAAGUUUAGGAAGCUCAGAAAAGAGUUCUCCUCAGACAAGAUCACUGUUAGCUCUCAGGCCAACAGAAGUAAGUUUAGUGACACUGUCUAACCAGGAUGCUAGAAAAGGGACGGUGCACAGCACUUACAAUAGAGCAUAAAUGAGAUAUGUCGGAAAUAAUCACCUUCACAAACACCGGAGAAGUGUAGAUUAUUUUGUGACUCAGGCAGGCCGAAAGGAGGAACAAGUUGGGGUAGGGCAGGUGAUUUUAACUGGUAAGGGUGUGGAACUAUGGGAGCCCUGCUGCUGCUGGUGUGAUGGCAAACUUGCCAUAUAAACUAUCUACUUCACCCUUAGGAAUUGAAACUACUUUCCAAUGUAUACUGGAGUUGGACAAAUAAGUUAAUCUGUUGUAGAUAAGGAAGGGCAGGUUCCCUGUAAAAUGUUUUUAUUAUAUUAACCUGAGCUAUAUGACCAUUUUCAUAUAAGCAUAUAAUGUACUCUGAGAUGUCCACCCAUCCCUCAAAAUUUUUCCCCUUUCCCAUUCUUUCUCCUUCCCAUGAGACCAGAGCAUUCUGCUGGACAAUCUCACUUUGACUUUCCUAUCAUCUGUACAUGUAUAAUUUUAUGUAUCUGUAUAAAAAUCUAGGACCCACUAAUGAGAGAAAACAUGUGCUAUUUGCUUUCUUAAUCAGUAUGGUACUAACUAUCAUCAGAUAAAACCUCAGUGUGGUUUAAUUUGCAUUUCUCUGAUGGCUAAUGAUGGUAAACACUUUCCCAUAUAUUUAUUGGCCAUCUGUACUUCAUCUUUUUUUUUUUUAAUGCCCUACAGGCUUGACUGAAGCCUGAUUUUUCUCUUAAUUUUUAUUAUUAUUUUUAAAAUUUUUAGUUCAAGCAAACCCACUGGUAAUGAGAAGAUCAGAGAGUGAUACCAAGAGGCAAGACCAUAACAGAACUUCAGAGAAUCUUCCCUAAAUGUUUACUCGCUAUUGUGAUGGUUUUAACACUUGUCCACAAACUUUUCCAUAUUCUUUUGAAGUCUGAGCCUUCUCUCUUCUGAUACAGGCUAUAUCUAACGAUGUAUUUCUAAUAGAACAGGAAAAUACUAAGUUAAUAAUGGGAAAACUUGGCAGAUACCACCUUCAUCAAACAAUUGCAGUCACUCAACACACCAGCACUAAGUCACAGUGAUGUCGUGUGCUGCUGACAGGACCAAGAAGACCACAUAAAUUAAUAAAUAAAUAAAUAAAUAAAUAAAUAAAUAAAUAAAAAUAAAUCCAGAACUCCAGGCUUCUUGAAAUACAGACUGGUCUAGAGAGGUGACUCACUGGUUAACAGUGUACAGUACUCGACAGAGGACCUGAGUUUGACUCUCAGAAUCCAUGUCAAGUGCUCACAAGUACCUGUAACUUCAUUUCCAGGGAGAUCAAAAGCCUCCGUCUUUCAAGGACACUUGAACACUCAGGCACAUACCUACACACAGACCUACGCAUUGACACAUAAUUAAAAAUAACAAAAUAAGCCUUUAAAAAGGGAAAGAAAUCCAGAUGGGUUGUCUUUGCACAGAUGCCUAGCCAGAAAAGAUUGAGAAACUGUCACUGUUUAGAGGAGACUAAGGAGACAGGAAUGAAUGUAACACAACACCCCAGUUAUGUUAUGUAUAGGAAAUAUUUGGAUUGGAUUAACUGACUGGAUUAACUGUAGACUGGAUUAACAGUAGAGAAACUGAUGAGUUUCCAAACACCCAUAUUUAAUUAGUAACACUGUGUUAGUGCUGUUGUCUUCAGUUUUAUGGUUAUAAAGUGAUCAUGUAAGAUACUAGCACUAGAGGAAGUAAAAUAAAAAGAUGUCUGA